AUGCUUAAUGGUGAUAUAUUGCAUAUGGAAGAUAACGAUCUCCGAGAAGCUUUCAUUCUAUUCGAUGUUAAUCGUGAUGGUCGAAUCACUGAAACUGAAUUAGAAUCUGUUCUUGGAUUUCUUGGUGUUAAAACAACACGAGAUGAAGUACGUCGAAUGAUUCAAGAUGCUGAUUGUGAUGGGAAUGGUACAGUUGAAUUUGACGAGUUCUUAAGAAUGAUGCGAAGGUAUUCUCAAAAUCAACGACCGAAAUCUUCUGAUGAUGAACUUCGUGAAGCUUUUAACGUAUUUGAUCAGAAUGGUGAUUCGGUCAUUGAUUUUAGUGAAAUUAAACAAACAAUGCAUUUUUUGGGUGAAGCAGUCACUGAUGAUGAAGUACGUCAAAUGAUUAAAGAAGCUGACUUAGAUAAAAAUGGAUCAAUUGAUUUUAGAGAAUUCAAAAUGAUGAUGAAAUCACUACGGUCACGUGAUGGUAAAAAGAAGAAAUCAAAAUAACCAUUUUUCUACGUUCUUUUUUUUCCACAUCUAAACUAAUUCCUUAUUGAUUCAAUGUAAAACUUCACCUAUUUUGUUUGUCUAUAAAAUGAUAUAAAACUUUCAAAAAUACUCAAUUAUAUACACAUAAAUAUAUGUAUAUAUACAAUAUAUAAUGAUAUAAUGGUUACAGUAACAUUUAAUUGACAACAACGGAUCCCAUACAUAUAUAUAUCUUGUCGUUAUCAGUAUAGUAAUUUAAGAAGAAUUACAUUUUCUCAAAGGUCUAUACACACAGUACCAUAUUUUUCACGUAUUUUUAUAUGUAUGUAUGUAUGUGUGUAUGUAUGUAUGAAUGAAUGAAUAGAUCAAUACUCUUAUUCUAUUGUAAAGACCUGGAGAAAUGUCUGCUUCCAUCACUCACUAAUACACAUACUCAUACACACACACACACACAAAAUAUUUCGACCAUAUGUCUGUAUGUUACUAUGGCAGCGUGCCUACAUUCUUUAGUCUUUAAUUAUUACUUUUCCCCUUCUUACUUUUGUGCACUGAAAGUAUCUGUUAUUUGAUUUAAUGAUUCUUUCAUCUUUUCUUUUGUUUUCUCUUUGAUUUUUCUUUAUUUCGCAAUUGUUUCUAUCUGUCUAUUUGUUUAUUUGAUAUGGACCAUAAUAACUGGUCACUUUUUACCUUGUUUACAAGUGAAUAUUUGUUGUGGGAUUUCAUUUCUCUCAUUAAAUAGAGAAGUUAUGUUUGUGUUUCAUUUUCUUUUGUAGUUCAUGAAUAAACAAGAAUUUAUUUCUAUUAUUCUAUCUCAACUUUAAGCAUACAGACCAAUUAGAAAAGACACAAGAGUGUUUCUUGUCAGUGUCAUCCUCAUCAUUAUCAACGUUAAAAUUCAUCUUCAAUCCAGCACUAUUCAGCGUGUAGAUUUGCUUUACUGUAUUACUGUGCUUCAAUUUUUCUAUACCCAUGUUUGUGUGCAUGUGUGUGUGUGUGCGUACGUGCGUUCGUGCGGAGGUGUAUACGUAUAUUUGUACGUUGAUUUUUAGUCGAGAUCUCUUCCUCAAAAAUAAUCUAUUCAACAUUGUUUGUUUUUCAAAUUAUUUUUCCUAUAUGGGGAUAAAUGUGGUUUUCAUUGAGACCUGUGAUUAUUAUCAUUAAUACUGUUACAUAAACCAAAUUUUCUUCUGGUUCAUUAUUUUCCCUCUCUCUCUCUCUCUUUCCUUUUUUGUAAUCAUAACAAGAAAAAAAAGAAAAGUGUUCAUCCAAUAGUUGCUAAUAUAUUCGUUCAUUUGUAUUACAUCCUCUUCAUUAUAUUAUAUCCAUCAUUGUUUAUUCUUAAGAUUCAAUCAUCCAAUUUUAAUAUUUCCUCUGUUUAUCUACCAGAAACAUAUACACACAUUAAUGAGAAAGUUUUCUUUACAAAAUUCUAUGAUGAUAGCAAUUGUUAUUAUCAUUAUAACUAUUGUUACUCAUUGACUACUAAUUAUCGUAUAUCAGUAGUAGUAUUACUAGUGGUAGUAAUAAUAAUAAUAAUAGUACUAGUAACAGUAGUAAUUAAUUAUUACUAAAAAAACGAUUAAACAACAUUCCAGGAAAAAAUUUUUUUGUAAUUUCAACCUUAGAUUUUCACCAUAGAAAUUAGGGAAGUAAACUAGUUCUUCUUUCUUUUUUUAUUGUUGCAUGUUCAUCCUAUGUGCAUGUUUACUUAGAUCUAUAUGAAUAUGUUACUGUUCAUCGAUAUUUGAAAUUCUGUUUAACAAAAGAAAUAGAGACGGAUAAAAUGAAAAAAAAAGAACAUCAUGAAUUGAUUAGUUCAUUCUGAUAGAAGUUACCUAUCUUAAUUUCUAGAAGAAAGAACAAACUUUCAAAAAAAAUGUAGUAGUAGUUGAAAUGUAGUAGUACUCUUCCUCUCCCUCCUUCCCUACCCCCCUCCCUCUAUCUCUCUCUCUCCAUUUACUGACUUCUCCUCAUUUUCAAGUAGUUCAUCUUCAGAUAAAUUUAAGCUGAGGUUGAGAGAGACUUUCUUCUGUCAUCUAUCAUUAUCUUACAUUGUUCAUGAGAGAUUAUCUUUAAUUUUAAAAGAAUUUGUACACUUCAUUAAUGCUCUUCUGAUUUUUAUCCUAUGAUCAUAUGAUUUUUCUCUUAACAAUCAUCUUCAUAAUAAUUUUAACAUACACAAACUGAUAUAGUACUUGUGUGUAUUACCUUUACUACAUAGAAUAUGAACUUCAGCUAAUACAAUAAGGACCACUACAUAUUGUUCCUAAUAAAAUAACUAUCUCUUUCUCUCUAUUUGUGUUUCUAUCUCUCUGUGUAUGUGUGUGUGUGUGUCGGUGUGUGGGUGUGAGUACAUGUGUAGUUGAGAGACAAGUUCCCCUUCAUCCCUUAAUGAUUAUCAUUAUUAUUAUUAUAAUUAUCAUCAUGAUCAUUGUUUCAUCAUCAUCAUCAUCAUGAUUAUUGAAUCUGCUCAAUGAAUGAAGAAUAUUAACAAAUUGAUUCAAACAUUAUUCUUCAUUCACAGAAUUAUCUCUUUGUAGUAAUUUUAAUUGUAUCCAUUUUGGGUUUGUCAACUUUUUAUUUUCAGUUUCCUGUUUUUUUUUUGUUAGAAAAACAACAACAACAAACAAACACACAAUUCAAUUGAUUGAUUGAUUGAUUAAUUUGUUUUUGUAUUUUGUAUUUGUUUAAAUUGGUAGUUGAGAUAAAAAAUUUUUUUAUAGUUUAACGAAAAAAAAGAUUUAGACCCCACCCCCGUUGUCGAUAGUGUCCCCUUGAACUAUUGAGUUGAUUAUUGAUGGACAUAUAAUAUGCUACAAUGUUUCAUCAUUUUUAAAAAAAAAAUAAUUGCACUACUAUG
Schistosoma mattheei is the source of this 3337-nucleotide messenger RNA. The record is from the annotation of a GenBank genome assembly. Lineage: Eukaryota; Metazoa; Platyhelminthes; Trematoda; Strigeidida; Schistosomatidae.